GAAAUUAUCAUGUGAUCACCGUUAUGUUAUGACAGGAUCGAAUUGGGUGGAUAUAAAUAGUCGACAACUUCUCCAUUUAGGAAGAAAGUUUUAAGUUUUAUCUUUGAAAUAUAUUCAAUUUAAUGAUGUUUGGAGGCUAUACAGAAGUAUUUGCAUAUGGACAAGAUAUUGAAAAAGGUGAUGGACAAAUAUUAGAUUCAUCAUCUAAUAAUGAAAGAUAUCUGUCUGAGAGUAAAUCUCAAUUAUUUGGUGGUUUUAAAACAUGGCCAGAUAUUAGAGAAGAUUUCAUUUUGUUAGCUGAAUGCUCAGAAACUUUUGGUCCAGUUCCUAUUAUGACAAUACCAAAGAAAGUAGAAAAUAUUGAUUUGAAUGAAUUUACUGUAAAGCUUUUGUCUGCUGAUUAUCAAGGACUAGGAUGUGGUGAAGGAAUUCCUGUUAGAGAUACACAGCUAUUAAAACCAGAUGCUAUGAAGGAUACUCAUGCAUUAAUAAACUAUUUUGUUCUGUUGGAUUCCCAAGCAAGAGGUUUUGUAAGACCAAUAUGUAUAGCCUAUGUAACUUGUGAUAAACAUAAAUUGAUACAGAAUACCAAUCUUUUACAAAAUGCAAUAAUUCAGGCAGCAACUGCUUUCAAGCAGAAUAAUAGAAAAUUGUUUCUGUAUGAAUUAAGUAAUCUUUUAGAAGAUCUUGAAUAUACUAAAUCAGAAUAUAUUGGAGAACUACCUUGUGAAGCUUCAUGUGCAAAACUUGAAUUAUUAGAAUCUACACAAAGAGAAGUCCUUCAAGCUUACAGUAGUAUUUGUCAUUUGGAGGUUGAUAAGAAGAUAGAAGAAGCAUGUACAAAGUUUUCUCAGCAUUUGAAAUCAUUAUCAUAUAAGAAUUGCUUACAUUUUCAAAUACUUGAUGUCAUCAAUCAAUGUGAUAUUCCAGACAAGCUAUAUGAGCCUUCUAUUAAGAAGCUUCCAAUUUAUAGGAAUUUUGAAAGUGGACUGCGACCUUAUGUAGAAAUUUGUCUCAAUGGCUUUUUACUUGGUAUUUAUCAAUUAUACAUCACUUAUAAGUUUUUUAGGAGAAAAAGUGAAAAUAUAAUUUCUGAGUUAAAAGAUAAAAAUCAUGAAGAGCCUGUUCUGCUGUUUGGGGCUUGUCUAAGAUUAACAUCUUCUGAUUUAAAAAUGAGAACCUCUGAUAUAUCUCACAAUUGUGAUCUUAUAAUGCCAGAUAUUCCUCACUCUCUCAACAUUUCAGAAAUGAUGCAAUUUAUGCAAGUCAACAUAGAGUUUUUAAAUCUGUUUUCAGAUAUGGAUUGCAGAUUAUGUAAAAUUCCAAAUAAUCCAAGUUUUAAAUCAUCCUCUAAAUAUAAUUCAAAUAAAAAAGAAAAUACUUUACUUUCUCAACAAAGAAGUAGUGAUGGAAAAUUGAAAAAAACUUUCUAACACUGGAACCAGAAAGAUUUAUUUAUGCAGUUAGUAAGCUGAC
Messenger RNA from Centruroides sculpturatus (bark scorpion), 1476 nucleotides. Its product is annotated as guanine nucleotide exchange protein smcr8a-like. NCBI's taxonomy places the organism in Eukaryota, Metazoa, Arthropoda, Arachnida, Scorpiones, Buthidae. Bases 123 to 1433 code for a protein of 436 amino acids. Gene Ontology annotation, cellular component: guanyl-nucleotide exchange factor complex. The transcript is spliced from 16 exons. The record is from RefSeq and is a predicted model, not a curated record.